Messenger RNA from Teleopsis dalmanni, 701 nucleotides. RefSeq lists its product as uncharacterized. The coding region runs from base 47 to 625 and encodes 192 amino acids. The transcript is spliced from 2 exons. NCBI's taxonomy places the organism in Eukaryota, Metazoa, Arthropoda, Insecta, Diptera, Diopsidae. The record is from RefSeq and is a predicted model, not a curated record.
CUUUUUGAUAACGGAUCACAAAUCAUUUCCAAACAGAAAACUAAAAAUGUUUUACAAGCUUUUGAAAGAUAUUCUUGACGGCUAUGAGCGAAACAUGGAGUUCUUGGUAACAGCGGCAGGUGUAGGAUGGCAUAUCUUAAGAUCUAACCCUUUGAAUAGUGCUGGUACGGGUUUUGCACCAUGCUUAACAUCCUGUAUAUUUGUUAGUGGUGUCCUAAUGCUGCUAACCAAUCUCACCUGCAAAUGGAUCAAGUUGUAUCGUGUGUCAACUUUGGAUGUUAAUUGGAGAAUUUUGAUUUACUGGAUACAAGCCAUAGCAAUUUUUAUUGUGUGCAACUAUUGCUUUUCUUUAUACUGUUAUUUAUUCUUGGUCGAUGAAAUAACGUACAAGUGGUCAUAUCUGUUUUUUUGGAAGCGCAUAAAAAUUGUCAAAGGAAAACAUCCAUCCUACUUGGGUUACCUUAUUCUGUUGUGCCUUGGCUUGGUUGGAAUUCGAAAUAGCGGUAUUUGUGACAUUCUUUGGUCUUAUUUUCAAAAACAACAAUGCGUUUUUAUGUUUGCAGUUGAGGAACCCGUCCUCUCACAUGAAAAUCCAAGGCUCCAAAUUUAUAUUAAACCCAAAUGAAUGUUUACAGACUUCAAAUAACGUUCAUUCGUGUUUAUUUUUUAAUAUUUUAAUACAAUUUUAGUGUUUUAUUUGA